GUUCACUUCCCUGAUGUUGAACGAGUGGAGUGGCUGAACAAGGUCCUUGUACAGGCUUGGCCAUACUUUGGAACCAUCAUGGAAAAAUCAUUUAAAGAAGUUCUUGAACCAAAAAUCAGAGCAAAGAGUGUACAUCUGAAAACAUGCACCUUUACCAAGAUUCACUUUGGCGAGAAGUGCCCUAGAAUUAACGGAAUAAAAGCCUACACCAAAGAAAUUGAUAGGAGACAAGUUACCCUGGACCUGCAGAUCUGUUACAUAGGGGACUGUGAGAUUCACAUGGACAUAUCGAAAUUUAAUCUUGGUGUGAAAGGUGUACAGUUGUAUGGGACGUUGCGGGUGAUCCUGGAACCUCUCCUAACAGAUGCACCUUUUGUUGGAGCAGUGACCUUGUUUUUUAUGCAGAAACCGCAUUUGGAAAUCAAUUGGGCAGGCAUGAGCAACCUUCUGGAUAUCCCAGGGAUUAAUGUAAUGUCAGACUCACUAAUUCAAGACUUCAUUGCUGCACGGCUGGUUCUACCAAACAGGAUCACGGUGCCUCUGAAAAAGAACAUGAACAUUGCCCACUUGAGGUUCCCUGUCCCCCAGGGAGUAAUAAGGGUUCAUCUGUUAGAAGCUGAAAACCUUGUCCAGAAAGACAAUUUCCUUGGUGCCAUCAGGGGGAAGUCUGAUCCAUACGCUCUCGUCCGUGUUGGCACCGUGCAGUAUCGAAGCAAGACAGUCUCCCGAGAUCUUAAUCCCAUUUGGAAUGAGACAUUUGAGUUUGUUAUUCAUGAAGUGCCUGGUCAGGACUUAGAAGUGGAUUUGUAUGAUGAAGAUCCAGAUAAAGAUGACUUUAUGGGCAGCUUGCUGAUAGGCCUGGUGGAUGUAAUGAAUGACAGAACUGUUGAUGAGUGGUUUCCCUUAAGUAAGACGACAAGUGGACACUUGCAUUUAAAACUAGAGUGGCUUUCACUAGUAAACGACCAAGAAAAACUACAUGAGGAUAAGAAGGGUCUGUCUACAGCAAUUCUGAUUGUCUACUUGGACAGUGCCUUCAACCUUCCUAAAAACCACUUUGAGUAUUCAAAUGGUGAAUGUGGAGCAAAGAAGAUCAAAAAUAACAAGUACAUCAAGAAGAUGGAACGAGAACCUUCCUCCUUUGUCCUGCUCACAGUUGGGAACAAGACUCAGAAGAGUAAGACCUGCAAUUUCAGCAAAGAUCCCACGUGGGGCCAGGCUUUCACCUUCUUUGUCCACAGUGCUCAUUCCCAGUCACUCCACAUUGAGAUAAAAGACAAGGAGUGGGAUAGUGCCCUGGGAACUUCAGUGAUAUGUCUUUCCCACUUACUUAAGGACCCAAACAUGACUCUGGAUCAGAGAUUCCAGCUGGACCAUUCCAGUUCAGAUAGCUUCAUUAAGAUGAAACUUGUAUUGCGGGCAUUGAAUGUUGAAGAACCUGAUCCGCAAAGAGUCAAGGCUGGUGUCAAUGCCUCGAAGCCAGGUCCUGUGCAUGUCAUGGAAAAGGCUGGAAGUCAGCAAAAGUUUUCCUCUCCACAAGUCUCAAAAGUACCUCCCAUGAGCAAAGACUCUGCAGCACUUGAGUCUCUGCCAAAAAAGGACAGUGGAGAAAACCUGGACACUAAAGACAGCUCAGCAGCUGCUGUACCAAGUGAAACUGUGUCUGGCCUUGAUGAAGCAGAGGGCAAGCAAAACCCAGAGCAUGGCCCACCAUCAGCAUUGCCCAGUGGAGCAGUGGCUGUGCCCACACUGCCUGUCCUGCAGGAAAUGAGGGUGGCACCCAGUGUCACUUCACUGGGGUCCCUGCCUUCUUCCUGCUUUGAAUUAAGUAGCAGCAACCUGGACAUUCAUAACGGGACUGAGGUGCCUCUGGGGGAGAUCCAGCUGACGGUGCGUUACGCUUCCAUUCGGCAGAGCCUCGUCGUGCUGGUCAACGGCUGCAGGAACUUGGUACCCUCUUCCAACCGUGGAGUCGAUCCAUAUGUUCGUAUAUACCUGCUUCCAGACAGAAGAUGGACAAGUAGGAAGAAGACUUCUGUUAAGAAAAAAACUCUGAAUCCCCAAUACGAUGAGAAGUUUGAAUUUUUUGAAUCUUUGGAAAAUAUCAAGAAAAGGACACUGGACAUUGCAGUGAAAAACAGCAGGCCAUUCAUUUCACAGGAGAGGAAGGAGCUGGGCAAAGUGCGCAUUGACUUGUCCCAGGAGGAUUUAAUAAAAGGUUUUGCACAAUGGUAUGAGCUGACAAGGAGCAGACGCAAGAAAUUCUGAUUUCUUCUCGUGUACAUAAGUUACUAAUUUUUCAACUUUAUACAAAUGUACAUAUCUCUUGUAAUUAACAUGUUUUGCAGUCACUGCAAAUUUGAAGCAGGCUCCAGCUCAGGACAUGCAAAUUUAAUGAUCCUAUUUGGGGAUUAGUUCUCACUGAAGUUAAACAUAUUUUCCCCCACACAGGGAAUAAUUUGUCCUUAAAGAAUAAAUCCUUUACUUUUGCUAUUUCUGCAAAUACCCCCUCAAAGGGCAUCUAAGUGUGAAACCUCUCUUAAAGAAGGGUUGUACCUGGGGAGAUUUUAGACUGUCAGCCAAGUGUCAUUACUUUGCCCAGCAGUCUGAUGGCCCUAGGAGCUCGUUCAUGUUGUUUUAACAUGGAAGUGGUCUACUUUUAAAAGAAUACAUUUUGAAAAAGUAUUCUCAGCUGUAGGGCUACAGAACCAGUUAAAAGAGAAACUCUUUAAUAGCUAUUUUGUUUUUUUUUUUUGGAGAAACUAAGAAGUUGGUAGUCCACUGUUCAGAAUUACCUUAGCCAACUGUGGCUGCAGGUAUGUAAAUAAUGAGCUUUCAA
Pseudopodoces humilis (Tibetan ground-tit) is the source of this 2839-nucleotide messenger RNA. It is a transcript of the gene ESYT3, whose product is annotated as extended synaptotagmin 3. Gene Ontology annotation, biological process: lipid transport. Gene Ontology annotation, cellular component: endoplasmic reticulum membrane. Gene Ontology annotation, molecular function: phosphatidylinositol binding; phosphatidylethanolamine binding; calcium-dependent phospholipid binding. The record is from RefSeq and is a predicted model, not a curated record. NCBI's taxonomy places the organism in Eukaryota, Metazoa, Chordata, Aves, Passeriformes, Paridae.